CGUGGCCCACCAGGCUUUAUCAGCCGCUGUCCGGGGCAGCAUGGCUGCUCUUCUCUGCUCCAGGCCUCCGCCGACAUUCGUGAUUAAGUAGCUGCAGCGGCCAGACACGGGAACUCUGUCUCCGGCUGUGACAAUGGCCAGGACUGGUUUCUGCGACUCCAAGCCCCUGCUGGACUUACACAAGAAGGCGGAUGAGAGGCGAGCCCCAUUAAGAACUUGGGCUAAUGCCUGUAUGCCUAUAGAUCGCUGGCAGCCUGUAGAAGUAGAUGAGUCCAGGAUGGCUCCUGUCAAAAUGGAGACAGAACACAGAUGGGAAAGGAGGUUAUCGAAGCAAACAAAUGAAGACAUCAUCAUGGGUUUCCAUGAGGACAGUCAAACACACUCAGAUGCAGAUGGGUGUGUGGAGGCGCCCAUGCUUCUUCACCCUCUCGGUCUACAGGGUCUUCACAGCCUACAGGCACUAGUACCAAGCUUGCUGCGCCAUGAAGUAGAGACGGCACUGGAGAAGCUGGACCUCAUAUGGGACCGGACAUAUGCUUGGGACAUGUUCUUGGAUAUGAUGAGAACUCAGUCACACAACUCUCUUCCCAAUGCUGACCUGCCCCAGCAUUUCACUGAUGUCACCCAUGCUAUCCUGGUAGACUGGCUCAUUCAAGUUCAUGAGAUGAUGCAUUUUCAGGCAGAGACCCUCUAUCUGGCCGUACACCUCCUUUACCGCUCCCUGCGUCAGCUUAAGGUGGCCACAGCCAACCUGCAGCUCCUCGGCAUGGUUUGCCUCUUCCUCGCUGCAAAGAAAGAAGAGUGUCUCCUCCCUGAGGUAUCUGGACUCUGCUACUUGAUGGACCACACCUACACUAAGCAUCAGCUUCUGCGAAUGGAGCGCAAAGUCCUCUGUAGCCUCAAGUUCGAUUUAUCCUACUGUCCCCCUUUGCAUUUCCUUGUUCUCCUGGCUUCCAUUGCUCACUGCAGUACUAAGGCGGUAUGGAUGGCUCGGUAUCUACUCGAGCUGUCUCUCCUGGAAGCCCAGUGUGUGGUGUUUCUACCGGUGCAGCUGGCAGGAGCGGCCCUCUGCUUGUCCCGCCAAGUUCUCCAGGAGCCACCAACACCAGAAGGGGAAGCGGCCUGGUGUCUGGCCUCCAGCCUUCACGUCGGCAGUGAAACAGCACUGCUGAGGAUCAUGCAGAUUCUGGCCAGUGCUGCAGCCAAGGCCCACACCCGAGAGACUUGUGCUACUUUUAUUAAAUUCUCCUCUCCAGAAACCAUGCAUGUCAGCAGACACCCAGGUCUAAAGAAUGCCCCCAGUCUGCUGGGCAUAUGCACUUGACAUGCCUAACUCCCAGUAAAAUGAAUUAUAAUCCAGAGUUUACGUUGGAGAUACCAGACCAGUAUCACCUGAGGACUUUAUCCCUGUAACACUGUAUGUUCUUUGCUAUGGAUCCUGAGGAGUUACAAUGGAAAUGGGUGAGGAAGAAGUGUGCAAAAAAAACAAGCAAAACCUUGUUUGACAAGAUUUGUGAUUUGGCCAACCCAGUGGCACACCUGUUUUAUCUUAUCAUGCAGCUGAUUUAGAAAAUAUUUGAAUUGUAUUGAUGUGCCUUUUUUGUCUUGCCACUUGUGAAGAGAGUUGUCUGUCUAGUUAUUUCUAAACUUUUAAUGUAAAAAUAAAGUGUCUGCUGCAA
Larimichthys crocea (large yellow croaker) is the source of this 1679-nucleotide messenger RNA. It is a transcript of the gene ccnp, whose product is annotated as cyclin P. The transcript has 9 exons. The record is from RefSeq and is a predicted model, not a curated record. Lineage: Eukaryota; Metazoa; Chordata; Actinopteri; Sciaenidae. Bases 134 to 1324 code for a protein of 396 amino acids.